Arvicola amphibius (Eurasian water vole) is the source of this 1080-nucleotide messenger RNA. RefSeq names its product MAF bZIP transcription factor A (gene Mafa). The record is from RefSeq and is a predicted model, not a curated record. NCBI's taxonomy places the organism in Eukaryota, Metazoa, Chordata, Mammalia, Rodentia, Cricetidae. Gene Ontology annotation, cellular component: nucleus. The transcript has a single exon. The coding region runs from base 1 to 1080 and encodes 359 amino acids. Gene Ontology annotation, molecular function: RNA polymerase II cis-regulatory region sequence-specific DNA binding; DNA-binding transcription factor activity, RNA polymerase II-specific. Gene Ontology annotation, biological process: regulation of transcription by RNA polymerase II; retinal rod cell development.
AUGGCCGCGGAGCUGGCUAUGGGCGCAGAGCUGCCCAGCAGCCCACUGGCCAUCGAGUACGUCAACGACUUCGACCUGAUGAAGUUCGAGGUAAAGAAGGAGCCGCCCGAGGCCGAGCGCUUCUGCCACCGCCUGCCGCCCGGCUCGCUGUCUUCGACGCCCCUCAGCACGCCCUGCUCUUCGGUGCCCUCUUCGCCCAGCUUCUGCGCACCCAGCCCGGGCACCGGUGGCGGCGCGAGCGGCGGGGGCAGUGCGGCUCAGGCCGGGGGCGCCCCGGGGCCGCCGAGCGGAGGCCCCGGCACUGUCGGGGGCGCCUCAGGAAAAGCGGUGCUGGAGGAUCUGUACUGGAUGAGCGGGUACCAGCACCACCUGAACCCCGAGGCGCUCAACCUGACGCCCGAGGACGCCGUGGAGGCUCUCAUCGGCAGCGGCCACCACGGCGCGCACCACGGCGCGCACCACCCGGCGGCCGCUGCGGCCUAUGAGGCCUUCCGGGGCCAGGGUUUCGCGGGCGGCGGUGGCGCGGACGACAUGGGGGCCGGCCACCACCACGGCGCCCACCACACUGCCCACCACCACCACUCUGCCCACCACCACCAUCACCACCACCACCACCACGGCGGCACGGGCCACCACGGCGGAGGCGCGGGUCACGGCGGAGGCGGCGCUGGCCACCACGUGCGCCUGGAGGAGCGCUUCUCCGACGACCAGCUGGUGUCCAUGUCGGUGCGGGAGCUGAACCGGCAGCUCCGGGGCUUCAGCAAGGAGGAGGUCAUCCGACUGAAACAGAAGCGGCGCACGCUCAAGAACCGCGGCUACGCACAGUCGUGCCGCUUCAAGCGGGUGCAGCAGCGGCACAUUCUGGAGAGCGAGAAGUGCCAGCUCCAGAGCCAGGUGGAGCAGCUGAAGCUGGAGGUGGGGCGUCUGGCCAAGGAGCGGGACCUGUAUAAGGAGAAAUACGAGAAGUUGGCGGGCCGGGGCGGCCCCGGGGGCGCGGGCGGGGCCGGCUUCCCUCGGGAGCCCUCGCCGGCGCAGGCUGGCCCCGGUGCAGCCAAAGGCGCGCCCGACUUCUUCCUGUGA